GUCAAACUCACAAUACAAAACAACACUCUUACAAUAUUCUUAUUUUCAAUGGGAUCCUCUAAGCCUAUGAUAACCAUUUUUCUCUUGCUAUUCUCACUCUUUGUUCUUGUUCCUAAUCCUUCUUUAGCCAAUUCAAGAAUACUUGCUCUAGUUAAAGAAAAACCCCUUGUCCUAAAAUACCACAAAGGGGCUCUAUUAAAGGGAAACGUUACUAUUAAUCUUAUAUGGUAUGGAAAAUUCACCCCUGCACAACGUUCGAUUAUCGUCGAUUUCAUCCAAUCUCUUAGCCCUAAGACCAAGAAAAUUACGCCACCUCCUUCCGUCGCUUUGUGGUGGCGCACCACCGAGGCGUACAAAGGUGGCGCUUCCGUUAUUUCCUUGGGAAAACAAAUUAUCGACGAAAAAUAUUCUGUUGGAAAAUAUCUAAAAGACUCUCAACUAGAGUCUUUGGCUUCUAAGGCUACUCAUGCCAAUUCUAUCGCUAUCCUAUUGACGGCGAUGGAUGUAGCCGUCGACGACUUCUGCAUGAACCGAUGUGGCAUGCACGGGUCGACCCGGGUGAAGAAAGGAGGUAAAUUUGCAUAUGCUUGGGUGGGUAACUCGGCGAGUCAAUGUCCGGGUCAAUGCGCGUGGCCAUUCCAAAAGCCUAUUGUGGGGCCACAGAUUACGCCAUUAGUCGCACCUAACGGCGACGUGGGAGUUGACGGAAUGAUUAUUAACUUGGCGACUGUUUUGGCGGGUACCGUUACAAACCCGUUUGAUGGCGGGUAUUUUCAGGGUCCAGCUAACGCGCCUUUAGAAGCUGUGUCUGCUUGCACAGGGAUAUUCGGAUUGGGUGCUUUUCCUGGAUAUCCGGGUACGGUUUUGCUGGAUAAGAAGACGGGUGGUAGCUAUAAUGCACCGGGGGUGAAUGGGCGGAAGUAUCUGCUUCCUGCUAUGUGGGACCCAAAAACAUCAAAGUGCAAGACAGUCGUGUGAAAUUAUAUAUUAUUGCCAUAAAAGAAAAAGAAAAGGACAGAUAUUUUUAAUAUUAUUUUUUAAUUUCAAUAUAUGAUUUGUUCAUUCGAUUUGGAAAUUGUGUGUUAUACAGUACUAAUAUGAGAUUGUGGAUUUUCAUCAAAUAUGUUUUAAGAAAAAAGAGAAGUAAAAGUUCAAUUAAA
Messenger RNA from Solanum dulcamara, 1160 nucleotides. RefSeq names its product protein EXORDIUM-like 2. The record is from RefSeq and is a predicted model, not a curated record. Lineage: Eukaryota; Viridiplantae; Streptophyta; Magnoliopsida; Solanales; Solanaceae. The transcript has a single exon. Bases 49 to 978 code for a protein of 309 amino acids.